GUGCCUCCUCGCAUAUAAGAAGACAGCCUUGUUCUGACCUCGAGCAGAAGAGAUAUGGAGAUCAACGAGAAAUCCUUACACCAUUGGCAAACAGCAUCUCCCUGAAAUAUCUCUCACUCAUCAAACUUCACCUCCAACCAUGGGCAGAACAUCCGGCAAAGAAGUAACCAACCGCAACCAAGUCCGAUCGGAUAUCGCAGCCGGGGGUUGGGAAGUUGUCUGGGGCGAUCUCAUCAAUGAAGGCGACGCCCUUACCUUUCUCAUCUCCAUUCCCACAGGAAGUGUCGCAGGCUGGGUUACCCAGCAGGUCCAGGCUCAGUUGGCCAAGUUCUCUCAGAGUCUGGGCGAUGUCUCUGAUGAUGUUGUUAAGCAAGCGACCACUUAUCUGGAGAACCUAGUCAAGGGCCGUGGUUCUGGAGAAGCCGACAUCGGUGGGCUGGGAGUCAAGGGUGGCUUUGCUACCUAUAACCGCCACAUGGAAUAUUAUCUUUGGGGUAGGAAGGUUGGCAGUCAUGUUCUGCCUAAUAACCAUCAACCGUACAUUGCUGUGCGCGUUACCAAACCUCUGCCUCCAAAGUGACAUGGGCCGGACAAGCCAACGACCGACUCACGCCGUCUUGCAGAAAUAGACAGAUGGCCAGACCGCGCGAAUGAAGGCGAUAUAUCUCUAAUUUAGUGGUUACCAGUCAUUGCUGAUUCUUUGUCCAAGGUGAUGGAAAAUAUUCUUCAUAUGGCCCGGAAGCACACUUGUCUCUCCAGGUAAUAAUAUGUUUG
Molecule: messenger RNA, 774 nt
Organism: Aspergillus candidus
Lineage: Eukaryota; Fungi; Ascomycota; Eurotiomycetes; Eurotiales; Aspergillaceae
Exons: 1
Coding region: 140-580 (146 amino acids)
Source: RefSeq, a predicted model, not a curated record